Molecule: messenger RNA, 306 nt
Organism: Rasamsonia emersonii CBS 393.64
Lineage: Eukaryota; Fungi; Ascomycota; Eurotiomycetes; Eurotiales; Trichocomaceae
Exons: 1
Source: RefSeq, a predicted model, not a curated record
ACUGAAUUGACAGCCCAACUUCAAAGCGAUAUCUCUCAACAUCUAGAGCGUGCACGCGCUCCAAGCUCUCAGAGAUCUCGCAGAAGAAUCCCUACUAUAGGGCCAUUGACAGUUAAAGAUGCAAAUCGUCAGGUUGCUGAACGUGCUGAAGCUGAACGAAAGAAGAUUAUUUCCCGUGUCCGGAAACGCCAACCUUCAAAGCCAAUUCCCACCACUACACAACGGUCGGAUACUGUUGAAAAUACUCAGGGAGAUAGCCAGGAUCCAGGAGAUAUUAAUGCGCUAUUUAAUGUAUUUAGAUACUAG